AGGAACCUACUCGGACUACUUCCGGGUCAGUGUGUGUUCCGGCAUGGUGUUGAGGUUGUGGGAUUUGUUGAAAAUAACAUGUGCUACUGAAAAGUGGGAAAUAAAAUGAGUUCUCAGAAAGGUAACGUGUCUCGUUCGCGAGCCCAGAAGCAUCAGAACGCAAUUGCCUACAAAAACAACAAGUACGGAGCGACUGUUCAAGUGAAGGUGGCAAACUCAAAGAUCCACGAUGGCCUGUGUCUACACUGCAAAGGGGUUCUCGAGUGGAAAGUCAAGUACAACAAAUACAAGUCAUUGACACAGCCCCGGAAAUGUGUCAAAUGCUUUCAGAAGACUGUGAAGGAUGCGUACCACAUCCUCUGUAAGCCCUGUUCUGUUGAGCUUGAGAUCUGCUGCAAGUGUGGGAAGAAGGAGGACAUUGUUGUUCCCAUAAACUCCGAUCUGGACAAGGAAGAGCCAGAAGAAGGUGGUGAACAGACAGAGAAAGGAAGUGAACGAGGGAAGAAGGACAUGGACAGCGAUGAUGAUGAUGACCUUGGAGACCUUGACGAUGAGGAUGAUGAAGACUUUGACAUUGACUUGAGUCGAAAAAAACCACAGAAAGGGUCCGCUGCGCUGCCAGGUGUUUCCAGAGUCCAUUUUAAAGAAUGAAAAACCAAGAGGUUUCCACGUGGACUUUUUAUCACCAAAAUAGUUUCCUAAUCACAGUAUAAUUGUGAAGUUUGUGACCACACUCAAAUUAACUAAUAAUGCUAUUUUUUUACGUUGAGUGCCAUCACCAGUGUUCGGUUAACUUUGGAGUUGUGGCUAAAAGUGCAAAUGAAAAGUCAGUUAAAUAUUCAUUUUUGUUAUUGAGGUAAUAAAGUCAAUACCAGGCUUGUGGAAUGAGUAGCCAGCUCAGCUCGAGGGCGGCUUGACCAGAGUGAUAAGGAAAGGAUACCACGGCCCUCUCAUUCACCAGCGCUGGUUUAUCAUUGGUCAGAUCAAUCGCUGGCUAUGGAGAGGAUGACCUCAUCCAAUCUCUGUCUUCUUGAAUUUCUUCCUUCCUCUUCAAAAUAUCACCGUAGUGAUGAGUUCCCAGGAUUAGCUCAGUCAGCCUUGGUCGGAGCCUGUACAGGAAAUUCAAUAAAUUAAGUCAUAAUCAUUAUUAGGUUUGUUUAUAGUUGAGCUGUGUGUGAUGAUCAUUUACAGUGUAAUUCAGUCAUUUAAACAGUUUACAUCCAUAUUAUUCCAUUGGAAUAAAUAACUUUACAUUUGCUCCAAUA
Molecule: messenger RNA, 1265 nt
Organism: Platichthys flesus (European flounder)
Lineage: Eukaryota; Metazoa; Chordata; Actinopteri; Pleuronectiformes; Pleuronectidae
Gene: c3h9orf85
Product: chromosome 3 C9orf85 homolog
Exons: 4
Coding region: 106-651 (181 amino acids)
Source: RefSeq, a predicted model, not a curated record